Stegodyphus dumicola is the source of this 5326-nucleotide messenger RNA. RefSeq lists its product as uncharacterized. Lineage: Eukaryota; Metazoa; Arthropoda; Arachnida; Araneae; Eresidae. The record is from RefSeq and is a predicted model, not a curated record.
AAAAGAAUGAUAGAUUAUCGAAAAACAAAAGAUAAGUGGAGAUUUAUUUGCAUUAAACUGAAAUUUUAUGUCAUUUUUAAAGCGUAUAAAGUUCCUACUAUUUAUUUUAUCUUAAGCAAGGGUUUAAAGUUGCAAAGUUGCUGAGAAGCUUUUUUGUUUACAACUUUUUCUUUUCCCUAAAAAUUAGCUUUUUGUGUUAAGAACUCUUAUGUUGACUUAGUCGAAAGAUAGUAAACAUUCAGGAAAUUUUGGCUAAAAUUCAAAAUAUUAGCAACGUGCAAAAUAAUAGUGCGCAUUUAUGCAUUGCCCAUGCUAAAUUUAAAAUUGAGUAAAUGUAAUGCAAUAAAUUCAAGUACUUUGUAAAUUUAUUAUGUAUGAAUAACAUAUAUUAAGAAUUAAUGUUAUUGCAAAGGAAAAUGUGUUAUUACAAAGGAAAAUGUGUUAUUGCUAUGGUGGUAGAGGCUAAUGAAGUGUAAGCGAAAAAGUAGUAAAUAGUUAAGCUAGCCAGUAAACGCUAUGUUAAAUUUUAAAUUUAGUUUAUGAGUAGAAAAUUAGUCAUAGAUGUUGAAAUAGACUGUCACUUAAAUCUGUUAUAUAUAAGAAACUAACCCUAUAAAUAUUGGGUAAGAGAUAGAAGUUGUUUCAAUAUAACUAACGACGCACAACUGAGCACCAACCCACGAAAAUAGGAAAGCGAAAUAAAUUAAAGGGGUGUGGAAAGUAAAUUAUAAAUGUUAAUCGCGUGUUUACAUACUUGUGGCAUCCAAAGUACCUUGCGCUAAAAUAUUUUUCUUCCCAGAGUUUGGAAGGGAGUGAAAGCCAAGAGAAAAUCUCUCAGGUGGAAAAUGUACUGAGAAUUCCAGUAACGUCAUAAUUAGCUUAAUUUAAAUUUUUGUAAAAAUGGUGCCUCAGUAUUUAGUUUUAGAAUUAAAUAUUCUUCACUAAGGUCAUUAAAGGGAUUGUUUUCCACCAAUGUCAUUUGUUUUAGAACAAUUUAACUUCUGGUGAAUUCUGGUAUUUUUGAAUAGUUUGAAUUUUGACACUGUCUGCUUUCUAUGUUAAUGAAACCAUUAUCCUUUUAUCUGAACAACACCAUAACUUUUCAUUCACUCUCGGUUGGGUGUAAAUGAGGUAGGAUAUUUAAGACAGAAUUCUUAAAAUUUAGAUAUAGAGUUUUUGACAGUUGCAGGUACAAGAGAGGCUAGCUUCUCUGUACAAUGGUGAUUGAGGUAUUACUGAUACUCGCUAACUGUGAAGUCUCGGACCUAAUUUUACUGUAGGGUGCAGUGCAAGGGUCUCUCACCCCUCUUCCCCUAUUACCGACUUCUCGAGAAGACUUUCGUGCUCGCUGCACAUUUUGAGCGCCCCUUACCGAACAGGCACUACACGUUUACAAUCAUUCAUGCUUCUUUCUUCGGAAUUCGAAUGCCAGCACAUUGGUAAGGCAGUCAGCGUCACCGAAUACUGUACGAGCUGAGUGGAUACAGAGAUUUUGACAGAUACAUGUAGAGGUAGAAGGUAGGUCAGCAUUCUCCCUAGUACCAUAGAUGACUGAGGUAUUGCUGAACUUAGCUAACUGUUAAGAUUCCGCCCCAAUUUUGAGGAAGGACAACCUCAGGAGCGAUCCGAGGGUAUCCCAUCUCUCUUCCCCUACCAAGAACCUAGAGAGGACUUUCGGCUCGCGUGUAUUCCGAGUGCCUCCAAUCCUGCAAAGACAUUAUGCGCCUACAAACAUCUAUGCCUUCUCCGGGAUUUGAUCCCAGGCUCACCGGCAUGGCAGUCAGUGUCACUAACCACUGUACCGGCUGGGCGGCACCCAAGAGUCUUUCCAAUUCAAUUUGCUUCUUAUUAUUCACAUUACUUAUUGUUAGUUACUGUUUGUGCUCUGUUAUAACCAUUUGCUUGCAUUCGUUCGAUGAACAUCCUCUGGAUGGCACAGUUACUCUAUUUGGCAAUGCCCUCUACCAAUAAUUUACAGUUGCUUCACUCUCUUGCGCAUAUUUUCUCUUGGUAGUUUUGUUUCAAUUAAAAACCAUUUAAAAGGCAGUGGGUUUGUGAUUGGGCAUCUCACGUGAUUUUCUUCUGUAAGGUCGCAAUUAAAUAUAUAAUGGUCGAGGUCACUCCUUUUCUCGCAUAGGCAAGAAUCUGUUCUUGAGAUGUUUUUCGAGAAAUUAUGUCGGAGAGGUGCAGUCAGUACGCCGUCAUAUAGUAGUUCAGAAACGAGUUUCUAUGUGGUUCUUCUGUGUUGAUCUUUGGGAUUAAGUAAUGUUUUCUUCUCCCUUGAUUGGCACCGUCCUAUUCCUUUUGCCAUAAAGCUUGUUCGUUUUUUCUAAUUUAUAUUUUAAUGCAGAUUUCGGCAAGGAAACUUUGAUUGUUUCACUAUUUGUGUUUUUGAUAGCUUCCUUUGUCAGGGAAUCUGUUUGCUCGUUCCCCAGAAUUACAAAGUUGGCUCUGGCCCUUUCUAAUUGGAUAAGGGUGUUGGGAUGGAGCUUGUGGUAUAUUGAGGAUAUCUUAGAUUAUUGUGUUUCUACUGCUAUUAUUUUUUCCGCUUCUAGAGCUGAUUGAUUGCCCGAUUUGAUAACAAUUUCUUUUCAGAAUUUGGCAGCGAGAUAGACCGUAGUGCGAUACUCUCGCCCAGCUCUGUCACUUAAUUAUUCGAUGUUAGCCAUUUUGUUAGCCCAAGUCCAUCGCGCACUUCGUAAAUUUGAGCAGGCUCUUGUUAGGCUGUUUGAAUUUUAGUCUCCAUUUUUUAAUUUAUUUAAAUUUUAAUUUCAUAUUUCAAUUAACUGAUACUUACAGAAGUAAGCUGCGAAGAUUUAAAUUGUAAGCAUAAGUUGUGCAUUUAUUUAGUUGUUUCAAAUAAAACGACUGUUUUCACCUUCUUAAUAUUAAAUGUUAUUUACGCUGAUGGAGCCAUAACUCGUCUGGCUGUCUUAUAGAAAUAAGAAUUUAAGGCAAUUACAGACUUCUCUCUGUUCUUGCAUCCUCUGAAACAGGCAUAGAACACUUUUCCUAAAUCUCAUAAAAUAAUAAAAAUUUACGAUUAAGAAUUUCCUUAUUUAUACAUAGAAGUGUACCGUAAAUUAAAUAAAAAUGUAAACUGCUAGAAUAAUAUUGAAGAAUUUGUUAUUUCCGAGAUAGUUGGUUUACAUGAUUUACUCAUUUAUUAAACUUUAGAAGCAGAAAGACAUUGAAUAUUUUAUAUUUUUCAGAAAAUUAAUCAUAAAAACGAUUAAAAUUAAACAUAUUAUUCAGUCAUAACUUGAUUAUUCAAUUGAUUACAGCAUGGGUGUCAAACUGGCGGCCUGCUGAACGCAUACGGCCCCCCCCAAGCAGUUUUAUGUCUCCUGAAAUUAGAAGUAUUGAUUUUGCUGAGAUUGCCGCUAACUGCGAAAUUCCAUAAACGUUACUGCUUAGUAAGAAAAAGCUGAUGCUUAAUAGUAAUCAUACGAUAAAAUAUCUGAAAUAGGAAAUUUUCAGUAGCUAUAAUUAGUUUUUAUCUUAUAAUUAUGUAUUUUAUGUUCUUGUUGCUAACAAUGUACAUUUUCAUUUUGCAGGGUACCGUCCCAGGUUCAGUUAAAUCUUCAGAAAUGAGUGCUAACACAAUUAAAAAUUCUACUGAAGUGAUAGUACAAGAGGAUGAAGAAGAUUAUGAGACAAUCAUUUACCAUGGCCGAAGCAUCACGGAUGAAUCAAAUUCGACUUACACUUCUCCGAAAAAUACGAAAGCUCUUUGUAAUGGCACUAACGAAUCAGAUUCAAUUAGUUGUACUCCAGCACAAGCAUCAGCCCAUGACCUGGAAUCUCCAGAUUUCGUCCGCAAAAAUUUCAUUAUUUCUUCUUCUAUGUGUUCCAGAUCCAGUCUUUCUUCAUCUGGCACGAGUAGUAGAUUUGACUUACCAACAGUUCAGUUAGAACGUACGCCAAAGCAAACAGCUGUGAAAUUGCCUUUUGGCUUUCCCCAAAUGGCCACCAAAGAAGGUUGUAAACAAAAGCAAUUCCAAGAAAAUGUAUCUUAUCUGCAGGAGAGGGUAGAAAUAAUCAACGAUAUUAAGAAAGACAUAGAAGAAACUGCUUGGGAGAAUUGGCCAAAGAAAUAUAUAGAAGAAAGUGGUUUUAGCCUCGGUGUUCAGCCAGGAAAUUUUUACAAGAGCAGCAGGGGUCCAUAUUUCUACGUGACUAUGCCGCAUCGUUCCAGUUACGAAAUUUUGGUAACUAAUAAUAAGCAAAUACCUUGUAAUGUGGAUGUAUAUGUAGAUGGCAAGCUAGUUGCAGCCUUGCGUCUGCCAGCAGGCGUCUCUAACACCAUUGAUGGGCCCAUGUAUUCUGAAUUUGCUUUCAAACUUUUUCGCUCCAGAGAUGCACCUCCACAUUUAGGAAUAGUGGAAGGAAAUCACGAGAAUGGAAUUAUAAAAGCUAUUUUCACGCCGCAAAAAGUCGAAGCCUUCGAGGAAAGAUCAGUUUCUAGGCCUUUAAGUUUCUCGAUUCCUUUUCAAGACAAGUCUAACUGUUUAAGGAUAGGUUCAUGGACAUAUCAUGACGCGAAAAAUGAGGGCACCAUAACAGCUUCCAGUAGCGAUACUGAAUCUUGCGAAUCAUCAGAAUCUGAAAGCGAUUCAGAUCCAAGUUGUGACGACACAGAUGCUAAAGACUGCUGUCAAAUAAAUGUGCAAGAUACUCCACCAGCUCCUUCAAGAUUUCCUUUCCAUGGAAAUGAAGGCUCAUGGAAAUCCGUUAACUACAGCUUGGAGGGACUGCAAAGAAAAAGAAAAACCUACGGCGAAAUUAAAGCACACAGUUGGUCUGAGCAAAAUAUGAACGAAGUCGUAGAAGGAGUAACUGUUUUACAAGGCAUCAAGAAAAAACAGCUUUAUUUACCUGCACCUCAAAUGGAAACAGACGUUAGCAAGCAAGUUAUCCUCAUACUCAGACUUGUUGCCAGUAAUAAGGAAGAAAUUGAAGCUUCUAAUGAGAAAGUAUCAAGUCUUGAACCACCUCCUGUACCUUCAAGGCGUUAAGAAUUGUAAUUUGCACUGUGAUUUGAAAACGUAAAUAUCAGAUAUAAAGAUAACGUUUCUCUGAAAGGCAUGCUCAACAAUUUAAAAAAUUUGUUUAACUUUAUUGUUUCUUUGUGUGCUAUUGCCGCUUUAUAUACGUGUGCAAGUUUUCUUAGCUAAUCAAAGGUGAGUCACUCCUAUAAUGCUCAGAAGCUUCACAAAAUCAGCUGAAGAAAAAAUAAUAAGCGUUAUGUAUUGCAUGCUUCCAAUGAAUGUUUUUGAAUGAAAUAUGUUACAAUAUAUAUGUUACAAUAAAAAAUAUUUUUUUA